AUGAGAAUCUUGAUCCUCGUGCGCAACUUCGUACCAGGGUACAACCAAGUCGUCAAUGGUGAGUGGAACGUCGCGGGGAUUUGUUAUAGAGCUUAUGAUCUAGAAGGGAAGACGAUAGGAACCGUGGGAGGUGGAAGAAUCGGGAAGCGUUGGCUACAACGGUUGAAACCAUUCGGGUGUAACUUAUUGUACCAUGACAGGCUUCAAAUGGAACCAGAGAUAGAGAAAGAGAUUGGAGCUAAGUACGUUGAGAAUCUUUAA
Molecule: messenger RNA, 261 nt
Organism: Arabis nemorensis
Lineage: Eukaryota; Viridiplantae; Streptophyta; Magnoliopsida; Brassicales; Brassicaceae
Source: the annotation of a GenBank genome assembly